CCCCGUCUCCCGUCUGGUCAAUAGCGGCGCGGCGACGGCGCAUGCGCGGCGCGGGCCGCAGCACGCCCCCGCGCUGCCUCCCCCCCAGCGCGUCUCCCUCCGCCCUAUAUAAGGCGGGCGCGGCGGGGCUCCCGGCUCCGCAGUGUGCGUGGGCGGGCGGCGGCGGCGGUGGCACCCCCUCAGCGCGGCCUCCGCCCCUCACAGCGGCCCGGCCCCGGCCCGGCGGCGCCAUGAGCUCGGGGACCCCCUACAUCGGCAGCAAGAUCAGCCUGAUCUCCAAGGCGCAGAUCCGCUAUGAGGGCAUCCUCUACACCAUCGACACCGAGAACUCCACCGUGGCGCUGGCCAAGGUGCGGUCCUUUGGUACUGAAGACCGGCCCACAGACAGACCUGCUCCUCCAAGAGAAGAAAUCUAUGAAUACAUUAUUUUCCGAGGAAGCGACAUCAAAGACAUCACGGUCUGUGAACCUCCAAAAGCUCAACAUACCCUGCCACAAGAUCCUGCCAUUGUUCAAUCUUCACUGGGCUCUGCCUCCACAUCCUCCUUUCAGCCACAUGUGCCUUACAGCCCGUUUAGAGGUAUGCCACCUUACAGCCAGCUUGCUGCCAGCUCUUUACUUAGCCAGCAGUACGCAGCUUCAUUAGGUUUAGAGAAAUUGGUAAGCCCUCCAGCAUCAGCAGCUGCUUCCAGCCCUAGUUCUUCUCCGUCUCCACAACCUGUUUCAGAGCCUGACAUGUCUUCAGAGCCCCAUCAGCUCUCUUCCAAGGGUGCUGGCUUUCCGCCUGUUCACCCAGUCCGCAAAAGCCCCAUGGUAGAGCAGGCUGUUCAGACUGGCCCGGUUGACAACAUGAAUUCACAAAAACCGCCCCCAGUGAAAGUAACUCCAGGGGUUCAGCGCAACGGACGGCAGGUUCCGCAGAGCAACACUAAGACAAAUGUAGAUACAGUUCAGGCACCACCUGUGCAACCCCAAGGGCAGGUGAAUGAUGAAAACAGAAGACCUCAAAGGAGAAGAUCGGGAAACAGGAGAACCAGAAAUCGUUCUAGAGGACAAAACAGACCAACUACUGUGAAGGAAAAUACAAUAAAGUUUGAAGGUGACUUUGACUUUGAAAGUGCAAAUGCACAAUUCAACAGAGAGGAACUUGAUAAAGAAUUCAAGAAGAAACUAAACUUUAAAGAUGACAAAGCAGAGACAGGGGAAGAGAAAGGGGACCCUGGAGUGGCAACUCAAAACAAUGAUGGUAGUGCAGAGGAGGACCUUCUGGGACCCAACUGCUAUUAUGAUAAAUCCAAGUCUUUCUUUGACAACAUCUCAUCAGAACUGAAAUCUAGUUCUAGACGUACCACAUGGGCUGAAGAAAGGAAACUCAACACUGAGACAUUUGGAGUGUCUGGCCGGUUCCUUCGUGGCCGCAGCUUUCGUGGUGGAUUUCGAGGUGGAAGGGGUACCGGAGCAGCAAGGCGAAACCAAACCACUCACAGAGCUGGUACUGGCAGAGUGUAACUGCAGAGGUUCUAACUUCUCUCCUGAGAGGAUGAAACUGUACAUAGAAAGAAAACAACCAACUGCUGCACUAAUGUGGGAAAAUGGUUCAUAUUGUUUACUGUCUCAGCUCAAGUGACAGAACUUCAUGUACUACUGCUUAUAUUCUGGACUUAUUUUGGACCAGCAACUGUCAGCUGGAGUAUUCUUUGGAAGAGGGAAUGUGUUCAGGGGUACCUUCUUCAGGGUGUCUUUUCUUUGUUUUUUUUUUUUUUCUUUUUAAGUGCAGACUAACUUACAUGGUUCUUCUUUCUGGGUCUCUCAAAGGCUGCUGUAGUCUAAGCUCAAAGUCAGACUCCUUUUCUGAACCCUGAAGAAGAUAAAUCAUGGUAUUUUAACAUGGAACCAAAGCUCACUUGAAAUAAACCAGCUAACUUGUUUGUUCUGAGUAACCAAAUGAAUUCUUUGGUGCUGCUGGUCUUACUGUUCUUGGCAGCAUGUGUGAAGUAGCACUUGGCAUCUGAAAAAGUGGAUUCCUGGUGCAGGGGAGUUAUGUAUAUUGUCACUUGGGAAUACUGGAUUGUUGAUCAUGUAGUAGUGUAAAUGACUGUACAACUGUUUGCCACCUGGUACUGAUGUGGAGGUACAGCAGGUUCGCGCAGAGCUGUGACUCUCCCUCGAGUUAAGGGUGCUGGGCACUCCUCAGAGGCUUCGAGCUUCUCACCAGGGUGGGGCAGGGCGGGAGGGCAGCGUGCUGUGUCCUCCGCAGGACGGGGCAGCGGGGACACACCGCUGCUGUGUGCACCGAGUGGAUGUGCACCGAGUGGAGAGUCCGUGGCAGCAGCUGGCUGCCGGGGGCCUGGAGCUCCGGCUUCUUGCCUCGGUGCGUACCUCGUUCAUCUGGUACUGAAUGCAAACAGUUCUCUGUACACUAGUAGACUGUGGUGGAACACUAUGGAAUGUUUUCAUUAGGAAUGGGGAGUCCAUAUAAUGAAGCUUAACAGAUGGGCAUGUUUAAGUUGUUUCCUCUAUACCCCCAUACUGUAAAUAGUUUAGUUGUUUUUCUUUUGUUUUUAAAAUCUGUAUGUGGGGAGAGGGGCUGGGAGGGAAGGGGUUACAUUUGUUUGCAUGAAUAAGUGGGUUAAAUUGCUAUAGGCAUGUGUCCCUUUUUUGGUUGGUAGGGAAUUUUGUUGAAAAAGCACCUUGAUGACUGAACCCCUUACAUAGCUAGAAUUUUUUAGUUAUGCAUUGACUUAGGUUACUGUAAAAGCUUGGAUUUAUUUUUGUAGGACUUUCUUGCUAAGAAUUAGAACAUAGCAGUGGGGCUGCUCUUUGGAGUAAUGUAAAUUGUAAUUAUAAUAAACAUGUAAAUGUUUAA
Messenger RNA from Oxyura jamaicensis (ruddy duck), 2865 nucleotides. It is a transcript of the gene LSM14B, whose product is annotated as LSM family member 14B. NCBI's taxonomy places the organism in Eukaryota, Metazoa, Chordata, Aves, Anseriformes, Anatidae. The transcript has 10 exons. The coding region runs from base 42 to 1508 and encodes 488 amino acids. The record is from RefSeq and is a predicted model, not a curated record. Gene Ontology annotation, molecular function: mRNA binding.